Molecule: messenger RNA, 789 nt
Organism: Arachis stenosperma
Lineage: Eukaryota; Viridiplantae; Streptophyta; Magnoliopsida; Fabales; Fabaceae
Exons: 2
Coding region: 1-789 (262 amino acids)
Molecular function (GO): catalytic activity
Source: RefSeq, a predicted model, not a curated record
AUGGACACAAGAGGUUGCGCGCUUCUUCUUUGUAGAAUUUGCCGUCGACUCCGGACUGCCGUGGCGAUACCAGCAAGCAGCAAAUCAGCGAAUUGGAAGGGUUAUCAGUGGAAGGACAUAGACAAAACAGGCAACAAACGAGUAAGGACAAACAAGUCUCAGGGAGAUAUGAUGGUGGAUCUUCAUUAUCUCAAUAUUAGAGGGGCAUCUAAUAAAUUGGCCCGGGUUCAUAGUAAAGAGUUAGUGAAUAAAUUUCACCCUACUUUUUUCAUUCUGUUUGAAACCCAUAUUCCUUUCGAGAGGAUGAAAUCUUUUUGGAAUAGUCUAGGUUACCAAGGUGUUGGUAUUGUUGAGGCUAAUGGUCAUAAUGGGGGUAUCUGGAUUCUAUGUUCUAAUUCAAAUAUUUCUGUGAGAGUAUUGGAUGUAGUUGAUCAAUGUAUCAGUUUUGAAAUCACUAUGGGCAAUAAUUCUAGUUACUGCAGUGCGGUGUAUGCUAAUCAGCAUAUACAUCGGCAUAAAGAACUGUGGGGUGACUUGACAAAGAUUGCUAAUAUGAUCCACAGACCUUGGAUUGUGUUAGGGGACUUUAAUGAUGUUCUUUUGCAGAGUGAAGUUAGAGGGGGGCAGUUUAGACUUGCCAGAGCAGAACAAUUUGCGGAAACAUUGGAGGAUUGUGGGCUGUUUGAUAUGGGGGCUAUUGGAAGAAGAUUCACUUGGUACAGGAAGGUGAAAGGUGGGGUGCAGGUGGCUAAAAAGCUUGAUAGAGCAGUCUUCAAUCAAGACCAAUGA